AUGGCAUUAGGAACAGAUAUGCACGACAACGCGUCAUGCCACACCCAAGGGCCGCCCGCGCCACACCCAAGGGCCGCCCGCGCCACACCCAAGGGCCGCCCGCGCCACACCCAAGGGCCGCCCCCGCCACACCCAAGGGCCGCCCACGCCACACCCAAGGGCCGCCCACGCCACACCCAAGGGCCGCCCGCGCCACACCCAAGGGCCGCCCGCGCCACACCCAAGGGCCGCCCGCGCCACACCCAAGGGCCGCCCGCGCCACACCCAAGGGCCGCCCGCGCCACACCCAAGGGCCGCCCGCGCCACACCCAAGGGCCGCCCGCGCCACACCCAAGGGCCGCCCGCGCCACACCCAAGGGCCGCCCGCGCCACACCCAAGGGCCGCCCACGCCACACCCAAGGGCCGCCCGCGCCACACCCAAGGGCCGCCCGCGCCACACCCAAGGGCCGCCCGCGCCACACCCAAGGGCCGCCCACGCCACACCCAAGGGCCGCCCGCGCCACACCCAAGGGCCGCCCGCGCCACACCCAAGGGCCGCCCACGCCACACCCAAGGGCCGCCCACGCCACACCCAAGGGCCGCCCGCGCCACACCCAAGGGCCGCCCGCGCCACACCCAAGGGCCGCCCACGCCACACCCAAGGGCCGCCCGCGCCACACCCAAGGGCCGCCCGCGCCACACCCAAGGGCCGCCCGCGCCACACCCAAGGGCCGCCCGCGCCACACCCAAGGGCCGCCCGCGCCACACCCAAGGGCCGCCCGCGCCACACCCUGUGA
Procambarus clarkii (red swamp crayfish) is the source of this 777-nucleotide messenger RNA. NCBI's taxonomy places the organism in Eukaryota, Metazoa, Arthropoda, Malacostraca, Decapoda, Cambaridae. The record is from RefSeq and is a predicted model, not a curated record.